AAAACAUAAACGAAGAAGAAGAAGAAAGUAUCUGCGCAUGACCGGAAAUACACGUGAAGCGUCGCCAAAACUCACCAUACACGGAUCAAGAUGAGCAAACGUAAAUCUGCAGCCCUGACUGAAGCUCAGUGUGUAUCUCUGGCUCAAAAGAUUCUGCGGGACAGAUUCUGUCAUCAAAAACUUCCAGAUCGACCCGUGGGUCUGGAGUCACAGCACAGGCACUUGUUGGAGUUGUUGAGGCGUACAGCGGUUCAUGGAGAGAGUAACUCUGUACUUAUUGUUGGACCACGUGGAGCUGGUAAAACUAUGCUCUUGGGUUGUGUAUUGAGUGAGUUGAUGAAUCUGAAGGAGGUGCAGAAGAAUGUUCUCCUGGUGGAGCUCAACGGUCUGCUGCAGACAGAUGAUAAAAUCGCUCUGAAGGAAAUCACCCGACAGCUUCAUCUGGAGAAUGUUGUUGGAGAUAAAGUCUUUGGCAGUUUUGCAGAGAAUCUGGCUUUUCUUCUGGAAGCUCUGAAGAAAGGUGAUAAGAGUCGCAGUCGUCCUGUGCUGUUUAUUUUGGAUGAGUUUGAUCUGUUUGCUCAUCAUAAGAACCAGACGCUCCUCUAUAAUCUGCUGGAUGUGUCUCAGUCUGCGCAGACACCUGUGGCUGUCGUCGGCCUCACCUGUAGACUGGAUGUGUUGGAGCUCCUGGAGAAGCGAGUGAAGUCCAGAUUCUCUCACAGACAGAUUCAUCUCUUAAGCUCUUUUUCAUUCACUCAAUAUGUGGAAGCGUUCGGCUCUCAGCUCAGUUUACCUUCAGAUUUCCCAGAUCCCAAAUUCAGUGCUGAGUGGAAUCACAGUGUCACGAAAUUACGUGAGGAUAAAUCUGUGGAGGAGAUUUUGCGUCGACAGUUUAACUCCAGUAAAGACUUUCGGUCUCUGUACUCACUGCUGUUUUUAGCUGUUAGUCGUGUGUCUGUAUCUCAUUCGACUCUGCGUGAGUCUGAUCUUCUUGAAGCCAGUCGAUUGAUCACCGCUGAUCCUAAAGCAAAUAUCCUUCACGGUCUGUCUGUUCUGGAGCUGUGUCUUAUUAUCGCCAUGAAGCAUCUCAAUGACACUUAUGAUGGAGAACCGUUCAAUUUCCAAAUGGUCCAUAAUGAGUUUACGAAGUUCAUUCAGAGGAAAUCUCACUCCAUUCAUAAGUUUGAGAAGCCUGUGGUGAUGAAGGCGUUUGAGCAUCUUGUAGAGCUGGAGUUGGUGCGUUCGGUCGACAGCGCUGCGUCUAAAGUUCAGCGUGAAUAUCAGCUGAUGAAAUUAAUGCUGGAACACGGACAGGUGAUGGAAGCACUGCAGAAAUACCCACAAUGCCCUACAGAUGUCAAACAAUGGGCUCUGUCAGCAUUCGCCUAGUUCUGUAAAUCAACCCAGAAAUACUGUGUACAAAAUUGUGUAUAGUUCACUUUGCAAUAAAAGUUUAUUUAAAUACUGA
Molecule: messenger RNA, 1468 nt
Organism: Misgurnus anguillicaudatus (oriental weatherfish)
Lineage: Eukaryota; Metazoa; Chordata; Actinopteri; Cypriniformes; Cobitidae
Source: RefSeq, a predicted model, not a curated record